CGGCUUGUGUGUGUGUAUUAUAGCCACGUUUAUCACCACUGCAAGUUGGGGCUGCCCGCGACCGCUAAGCUGUGCCAUACGGCAGAGGCCUUGUAGAGUAGGCGAUGCCGGUGGUUUUCGUUGAAUGAUUCAUAUGUUUUACUUGCAGUGUGUUAGAGCAUGCCCGCAUAUAUCAGACACCGAAGCGAACGCGAGGCCAGCCACAAUCCAGAGCGCAAUCCAGGCGCGCCGCCGCGCUGUACAGUACAUGCAAUUACGGUGUAUACUAUGCGGGUAUACGCGGACGUACUGUGUUGAAGUAUGUGUGUAUAAAUAAUGAUGCCGAGCAGUGCCGUUUGAUUGGGAUUAAUUAAUAAUAGUACACCCCAAAAUGAUAGAUUGUCAGCACCUUUUGGGAGACAUUCUCGUCGCAAGUGAUCACACCAACGUUCUGUAAGACUCCUAAGUACAAUCGCCGUCAAAUUCAGGGACAGAAUCGUUUGAAAACAAGGUGGAAUCCCUAAUCAGUCGGCAUGCUAAAACGGGAAGAAACUGAGCCCGGCGGCUCGGCUGCCGUCUCUAUUGAAGACAUAAGGAGCUGGUGGAAGGUACCGGCCAUAGCACACUUCUGUUCGCUUUUCAGAUCGACUUUUGCCCUACCAGACUAUGAAAUCGAGGAUCUUGAGGAAGCCCUUUUCCUUGAUGCCGGUCAAGAAGCGGUCCCAUUUCUUCCAGACCUGUUGGUGGCGCUGUUGAAAGGAUGCUUCUCACGUAAAGACAUUACAUCAGGGAACCAUCAUCAGUGUCUCCAAACCUUCAUGAAACGACAGUGGGAGUUGGUGGAGGGGCGAGUGAAUCCACUGAAUCUUGAGGACGCUACCUUCAAGGGGUUGCCAACUCUGAUCAAAGUAGAGAUUCUUCAUUCGCUGUGCGAUUUCAGGCUCGAUGCUGCAGAUGUUACACUGUUGAAGGAAUAUCACGGAGAGCAGCUGCGCGUAGAACCACUGGGAGUGGACUCUAAAGGGGCCAAAUACUGGUAUUUCUACAGCACGAGACUGUACAAGGAGGACCCCACCCAAACUGUGGAGGAAAAAGAAGCCAAACGAAAGAAGAUGGAAAAGGAGAAAAUAAAGAAGAAGAAAGAGAAAGAAGUGGCUCGAAAAAAGAGACUCCAGGAAACCGUGAAGGCCAGAAAGGCCUUGGAGAAACGACUUGCCAAGAAGAAACCAUCGAAAGCAAAGAAACUUAUGAAGCCACUCAAAAGUGAUAAUGAAACCUGCAGUGAUGACAACAUACCUCUGAGACAACUGUGCAAGAAGAAGGCUGAGGAGUGCAAAAAGGAAGACACACCCUCGGGGAGAGGCAAAGGAAAACGGAAGAUGGAGGUGGAGGAGGAGAAGAUCGACGAGCCAGAAGAGCUCAACGAGAAUGGAAAACGGAAGAAGAAGAUGCCGGUUAAGAAGACUGCCAAGAAAGUGAAGAAAGAGGAGUUGAAGAAGGAGGAACAAGGAAGUGAUGCGGAUUCAGAGAGCGAGGAAGACGACAAUAUGAAGAGUAAGAAGAAGAAGAAGGAGAAGAAAACGAGAAAGAUGAUUAAGAAAGAGGAGUUAGAGACGGAGACCGAGUGCGAAGAGGAGGAGGAUAAGAAAAGAAGGAAGCCUUCAAGUCCGCGAGGGAAAGGAAAAAAGAAAGAAGAAGUCAGCAUGGAUACUAGCCAGGAAGAAAGCGAUGUCGGGAAGAAGGGUAAAAGUGGGAAAAUGAAGAAGGGGAAAGGUCUUCUUAAAAAGAUGAAGGAGGAAACGGCAACCAGUGCAGAGAGUGAAAUGGACAUGGCUGAGGCAAAAAGUAAGAAGGGAAAAGGGGCUGGGAAGAAGAAGAGAAAAAAGAAAGGCGAAGAGAGUCAGGAAGAGACUGACGCUGAGCACAAGAAGGGGAAGAAAAUCAAGAAAAGGAAGGGUAAGAAAGGGAAAGACACCGCUACGGAGAGUGAAGCCUGCGACGUGGAUGAAGGGAAAGAGGAGCUGAAAGGGAAAGGAAAAAAGAAGAGCAAGUUGCAGAAGCUGAAGAAAGAAUCGUCUGUAGACCUUCAGAGUGGGAGUGAUUUGGACAGUAAGACCAGGAAGAAAUUAAAAGCGAAGAAAAAGAAAGUCAAGACGGAUGCCUCGUCCCAAGAUGAGAGCCAGGAAGAUCAGUCGAAAAGCAAGCCAAAAAUUAAGCAGGAGAUGACGGACUUGACGGAGAAUGAAGGACCAGGAGAUGGAAAGAUCAAGAAGAAGAGAAGGAAAAAGAAAGAGAUUAAGAGCAAGGAGAUCAUCACUGCGACAGAAAGUGAUACAGAAGCUGAACCAGAGACGUCCAAACCUGGUCAAGGCAACAAGAAAGGCCAGAGGUCGACAAGUCCAGGUCGGGCGACAAGGAGAGUGACGCCUACAAAGGCUGAGAAAGAACAGGCACGAAAGGACAAGAACAAAGAUAAGGGUACUACGCCAAAAGGGAAGAAGGCUGUUAAGGGAAAAGCAAAGAAUGUCCUGGAUGCUGCUAGCUCACAGAGUGAGGACGAUAACGGAUUGAAAUCUAAGAAAGGAAGCAAGGCGGGGCAGAAAACUGCCAAGCAAACGCUGAAGAAAUCUUCCAAGAAAUCAGGGAAUGAUGGAUCUCAAGAGAGCCAAGAAGAAGGGUGCGAGACGGAAGAAAGCACCGUCUCCCCUUCCAAGAAGCUUGCUAAGAGCGGGCAAGCAUCAAAAGCCACAAAGGGAAACAAGGCAUCAAGGAAGUCUGGCCAAGACGACGAAAGCGGUUGCGGCGAAGAGCCGACGUCCAAUGACAGUCCGGCAAAGAAGGGCAGAACAGCUCCGCCGGGAAAGAAGCAGACCCCUGCUAAGAAAUCCUCAAAGGCACCUGCCCCUGAGCAGAGUGACCUGGAUGAGAGGGAGGCCUUGAAGGAGCUUCAGUCUCUUCUUCUGAUGGAGAACAUGCUGAAGGUGGCCUCUGACGACAGCUCCAGUGAUACCUCCAGCGAGGAGGAGCCAGAGACGGCUCGAUGGCACCUGAUUUGCCACACCGAAGAGGACUGGGAGAGGUUGACCGAAUCCUUCAAGCGAGUCAGGAACAAGGCUGAGAGGGCGCUGUAUCUUGUCCUCAAGGAAGACUUCUUAACCGAGAUUCACAAAAUCUUUGCUGCAAAGGAACAAGCACUAAGACGGAAGCUGCAGGACAUGAUUCCAAGGAGAACUUCAGGGAGGAUAGCUGACAUCAAGGUCAGACAGGAAGAAGAAGAGCAUAUGAAGUCUCUGGCAGAGUACGAGGAAGCACAGAAGAGGGAAGCAGAGGAGGCCGUCAGAAAGAUAUCUCUACGCAGAAGAAACAGAAGACAAGGAGAAUAUACUGAGGAGGUCGAGGAGGAGGACGACGACGAUGAAGAGGAGGAUGAGGUAGAAGAUGAAGAUAUAAAGGAAGAGGAAGGAGAAGAAGAGGACGAGGAGGAGACAGAGAAAGAGGAAGAGGACGAGGGAGAGGAGGGAGAGGGAGACGAGGAACAAACAGAGAAGAAGGCGGAGCAACAAAGAGCAGAACAAGGUUUGCGUGCCAGACUACGUGCCAAGAAUGCUUCUCCCGAACCAAGCUCCGACGACCUGACCUCGUCGAGCUCCGUGCCCUAUGACCUUGGCUUUGGCAGGACAACGAGAAGCAGCAGAAGUCAAGUGCAGGCCGAGCAAGAGAAAGAAAAGCUCAAGAAAAGUUUUGCUAAAGUGCUAGACACGACAAAGACCCACUACGAGGCAUGGCCGUUCAUUGACCCUGUGCAGGAGUCGUACGCACCCAACUACUACAGUAUCAUCAAGGUGCCCAUGGACAUCGCCACGAUGGAUCUCAAGGUCGAGGAAAGGAUGUAUCACUCCAUCAAUGACUUUGUGAAUGACAUGGACCUGAUUUUUCAGAACUGUGUUCAAUACAAUGGCAGGAAAAGUGAAUACACGCUGAUGGCACGCAAGGUAGAGGCUUGUUUCCGACGUGCCCUGAAGAAGCAGUUCCCAAACUUCCGCAAGAAGAACGCCAACUGCCACCAUCCUGUGCCCAAACCAGUCUUCACUGACUCACAGGACGAGGGAGAGACCGAUUCGCAGAGUUCAUUGGACAACAGAACAGCCAACAGAUUCUCCAAGAAGGAGAUGGGUCCGAAGGAGGAGGACGAAGACCAGCUGGAGGAGGAGGAGGAGGAAGAGGAGACGGAGAAAGAGGAGGAGGAGGAGACGGAGAAAGAGGAGGAGGAGGAGGAGAAGGAGGAGGAGCAGGAGGGGAAGGAGCAGGAGAAGAAGAAGGAGGAGGGAGGUUGUGAGGAUAGAGUAGCAAUUUCCUCCGACCCAAGUCCUUGCCCCAGCCCGGCUUCGUACCAUUCCGAGGAUUACGUGGAGCUCAAGAGUACAAAAUCAUCACAUCUCGGAGCACCUAAGAAAUGGAAGGAAGAUGAUGACGAUGGGGAUGAUGAAGAGGAAGACGAUGACGACGACAUUGCUGAAAUUGAUAAACCAUCCAGUAAGGGCGUGGUGGAAAAACAAAGUAGUGAUGAGACAAAAAAGGCAACAUUAACUCCUCCUAAGGGGGAAUUAAUUCUUAGUGAGGAUGAGGACUCCAGUAAGAAAUGUGAUAAGACAAACGCUCUUAAAGAAGGUUCCAUGAGUGGUGCAAUAAGUGGUUCUGGUAUCCCUGAGAAACCCGCGGGGACGGAUCAGAGACCAGGUCCAUCUUACAUGCCAAUGUCGUCCACCCGCUACGUUGAUAAUAUUGAUAAACCAAGGGCGCACGUUCCGCCCAUGGUUGCAACGCCACUACGACAGAGUAGUUCUGCCAACGCGAGCCAUCAACCGAAACCGCUGCAGGUCAGCAACAGUGGGGAAGAUAAGAAUCGGUUACAGAGUUCUGCGUCUAACGAUAAAAGGAAGGCGCAAUUCUCGCCCACCUCAAAGACAUCUAGGGACCCUGCGGUGCAGGAGAUAUCGGGACAGUCGAUUGCUGAUAGGGGUGUGGGCAAAACUGUGUAUUCAGGAGAUCAGUUGCUUCAUAAGGGAGUCGUUCAUCAUGGGGUUGUACAGGGACCGGAACCCCUGGCUGUGCAACCUAUAAUAGAACGGAACACCGCUGUUCAGCCCAAUCGUAGUUCCUAUCAGGAAAUGAUUGAUCUUAAUGCAAGGAGACCUCCACCCCUGCAGCAAUCUCCUUGGUACAAUACACACUCAGAACAAAGCAAUAAAUCAUCUGGUGCAACACAAGCUGUUCCACCCUUAAUACAGGAUGGAGCAGGCACUCAGGGAACCAUGCUGCAACAGCCACCAACUAGUGGCCCUAGUGAACAAAGAACCCAUGAAAUCAUUCCGAUGCCUCAUUCGGAGGAUAUGCAACAGCGGCCCCUUCAGGCUCACUCUCAGAAUCAUCCACAAGGAAACUCUCAAAGUCAUCUCCAAAGUCAUCAUCCGCAAAGUCAUCCACAGAGUCAUUCACAAAGUCAUCCUCAAGGUCAUCCGCAUAGUCAUCCGCAUAGUCAUCCGCAAAGUCAUCCGCAAGUUCAUCCGCAAAGUCACCUUUCGUACCCUGGGAGCCAUGGGAUGGGACGUCCUCUAGAGACCACUGGAACACCCUCGCAGUGGGGCGUGCCUUCAAGAGAGGUUGAUCCUUUCCCUGCGAAACUCUGGCGACCUCUGGCAGUAGACUCUCCUUCAGUCCCAACCCAAGGGCAAACCUCUCAGAUGCACAAAGCUCAGAGUCCACCUCAAUACCCUCAGACUACUCCGAGUAUAAGUCAGCCGAGCACAGCGCCCUCUCAGUCUGCCCAACCACAGGGUGCUCCCAUGUCAGAGACAAUGCAGCGAUUAGCAUCGCAAGGGAGCCCCAACGCACACCAUGGGAGCAGUACUACAGCAACAGAACUCUUGCGCAGCAUGGCAUCUCCAACUCAAGUAGCGACCAAUCCUACCAGGCCGUCUCAAGACGUCUCCAAUCCCUCGAGUACCCAAUCAAAUCCCCUCUCAGACAAUACAUCAAGACCGGGCAGUUCUUUCAAGUUACCAUCGCACAGCCCCAUGCCAAAUGCUAUUCCGCCUGGUUACCCUGGCUACAUGUCCAUGCAGAGGGUACCAACGCCAGGUAUGCCACCACAUCUUGGAACGCCAGUUCCAGGAUUGGAUCCGAACACCUACCCUGGCUACAGUGGACAGGGGGUUCCAAGUCGCAAGGAUGGCCUCUUUGAUCCAAUGAGAACCGGACAUACCUCUCCGUUCCCGACCACAACCGGCCCCAAGCCGCCGGACAUCUUCAACGCAACUGGCCGGCUGACACCUGGAGCAGGCAUCCAUCCGUCGCUGUCAUCUCACCGGUCAUCGGCCUUCAACCAGCCACAGACGUCAGCGCUGUACGCAAGCCAACUCCACACCAUACCCGCCAGUCAGACGCUGCCAUCGUCUUACCCCGGUCUGAGCUCUCCAUCUCACUUGCGCAGCCUUCUGCAGGGGCGUCAGGGAUCUAUUCCCGACCCCAUGGCUCGCGUGGGCCAGACCGAUGUCGGCAUGCUGCAGAGGAACCCGUACCUUGAUCAGUCAGCGUAUGGCGCUGCCCCUGGGAUUGAUCCCAGGUACUCUCCUAUGUACUCUCAGCAGUAUAACCCAUGCAUGACACAGCAGCCAAUGGGAUCCGGCGUUCCAUAUCCGGUUGGUAGCAGCAACUCCUACUUUCCAGGGCAGGCGCCACACCCACAGAGCUACCACUCUCUCAACUCAUCUCACGUACCACCCGGCUACAGGCGAUGAUGCACGCUAUGCCUGAGAAAGGGUGACAGUCUUUCAUUCAGUGGAGAUGUGUCUGUGCUCCUUUGGCUACGGCAAUGAUGCAGUCUAUCUCUUUGUAAGGUAACAGAACAGAAUAAAUGCCAUUUACUUCACCCAGGCGGAAAGCGACAAAUGCAGAUUAAUGCCUGGCCAGUCGUUGAUUUCCAAUCGCUCCGUUAGAGCUGUGCUAAUUUGACACUGUGCCGAGUAGACUUCAAGAUGCAGCUCCAUUGCCAGCAUUCUGUAGAAGCACAAUUUCUUCACACUUCGAUCAUGCAAUGCCAUUUACUUCACCUGGGCGGAAAGAGGCAAAUGCAGAUUAAUGCCUGGCCAGUCGUUGAUUUCCAAUCGCUCCGUUAGAGCUGUGCUAAUUUGACACUGUGCCGAGUAGACUCCAAGAUGCAGCUCGAUUACCCGCAUUCUGUAGAGAAGGCACAAUUUCUGAACACUUCGAUCAUGCAAUGCCAUUUACUGCAACUGGGCGGAAAGCGGCAAAUGCAGAUUAAUGCCUAGCCAGUGGAUGUUGGUACCUUGGAGGGAUUUAGAACCGUGAACCCUGUGACCCACAGUCUGCUCUGUUAUCCUCGAGACCACGAAACCUCUGACUGUCUGGCUAACGUCUGCGAUCGCUGCAUUUUUCACACUCGUAUGUACAGGUUAUGUGUACAGAGCCAGAAGGGCGUCAAGUCAUAUACUUUUAAAUGAGUUAAUUAUUAUCUGCGCUUAAUGCAAAAUACUGUCUCUUAAGUGCUUACAGAUAUUAUUACCCCGAUCAUUGAAUUUAUUCAUGCAUAAUGUGUACCAUCUCCACUCCAUGUGGUCACCAUGAGGGCAUAUGACAAUUAUAACACCUAGGCUCUCGUUAUCCUACCAGGUCUCCAUUUUUCUCCUGAGUGUGGGCUCUUUUUGGCAUUUUGGGGGCUAAUUUGCCCCGAGCCCCAUGUAUUUUUUCCCUGUUUAUGCCCUUCUGGCUUAAAAUACAAGGGAAAGUGCAAAGAAUGUACGUUCCACUACCACACAUUAUUCAAUUGUAUUAUGGAUUGACAGAAGAAUAUCAUUUGAUUUGCUAUUUUUUUCUGAACCCAGCUCUUGUAGGGCUAUCAUCUUUAUACUAUAAAUAUACUCAGACAUUAGGUGUGAUCGGUAAGGCAUGGAACAAAAUAGCUUUGGCUUGCCAAUUUUGAUAACAUGAAAAGGAGAACCAUUUUGUGUAUAUUCUGAAUAAGUGUGGUAACUGUAUUUCAUUUAUUUAUUACAUGUACAUACAUGUGUACUUGGCGUAAAUCUUUUUAGAUAUGGCUCUGUUGCUUGGUAGAUAUAGUUUGGAUCAUAUUGCAAUGAAGGGAUGCGGAUGCAGGGUCCCCGUACAUGUAUCAAAUUGAUGGAAACCACGCCAGUAUUUGAAGCUGGUGAACGAUGGAAUAAUUAUGGUUCAGGGAUUUUCACGGCUUUUGUUAUUUAAAACGAAAAUAUCUGUACAGUUGUACGAUUGUCUUGAAAUGAAAUGAAAUGAAGUUCAUGUCUUAAGUUUGAACAAAUUCUGUGGUAUAUGUAUGCUUCCUGAAAGGCGUGGGUUGUCCUGAAAUAUUUGGGUAAUUAAGUUCAUUUGGGGGUGAUAAUGUUUUUGUUGUCUACCCACUCAUGUUUAUCAGUUUUUGUCAAACUAUAUUUCUUCAGGCUAAUUCCAAGUGUUAUGGAAUGACAUUUCCAGAAGUUUUUCAAACUUGUAUAAAGAGUAUUAUAGACAUUUCAAUAAUGAUCUACAAAUGAAUGAUGUGAUAUAUAUUAGCUAAUAUGAGGUACUUUUACAA
Molecule: messenger RNA, 8605 nt
Organism: Strongylocentrotus purpuratus (purple sea urchin)
Lineage: Eukaryota; Metazoa; Echinodermata; Echinoidea; Camarodonta; Strongylocentrotidae
Gene: cecr2
Product: remodeling and spacing factor 1
Exons: 13
Coding region: 513-6776 (2087 amino acids)
Biological process (GO): chromatin remodeling
Cellular component (GO): CERF complex
Molecular function (GO): protein binding
Source: RefSeq, a predicted model, not a curated record